Messenger RNA from Pocillopora damicornis (cauliflower coral), 3056 nucleotides. RefSeq lists its product as uncharacterized. Gene Ontology annotation, molecular function: protein binding. NCBI's taxonomy places the organism in Eukaryota, Metazoa, Cnidaria, Anthozoa, Scleractinia, Pocilloporidae. The record is from RefSeq and is a predicted model, not a curated record.
AUAAACCGUAAAAUCUGAAGCAAUGAGUAAACGGAAGUCCGCCACACUCUCAUUUUUCAACUCGAGACAUAAAACGAUUUUCUUAUAAUCGGAAACAGUGAGAAAACAAACGGUAGCCGUAACAAUGGAUAAUCUCAAGGAAUUACUUGCGCCAAAAACAUUUAACAAAGUUAGCCAUGCCGCAGUUGUUAUUUGGAUCCUGAUCGGUAUAAUCUUUCUUGGCAUUUUUGCAGACGCAGAAAACGGUGAAUCCAGGUAUGAUUUCCGCUGUGGCGGGGCGAAGAGUGAAAAGAUCGACCUUGUGCGUGGAAAAUGUUUCGAGUUAUAUGAGAAAAAGUAUAACAAACACGCUCUUCCUACCUAUGGCUUCGUAACCAUGAACUUUUUCCUCAUUGGAACUGUUUGUGUUAUUUACUCCAAGAUAGUGAGCCCAACAGUCGAUCAACUGUCGCCAAGCGCUCAUAACGGUGAUCUUGAGAGACAGUCGCCCGACCAAGAGAGAGCUGGAAAAAAGCUCUUUAUUGCUUACUGCUGUCAACUUUUCACAAGGAUUGUUUUAGGAGUUCUCUUUAUGGUCCUACAAACUCAGAUUCUUUAUCCUCUGGACUUUCCCUCCAGCUUUUCUUGUUAUCUAACCUCCGAAGGGAAUUCUACCGGCGUCAUACAAAACUCCAAAACCUUACACGAGUGUCAUAAUCAACGAGCAACUAAGAAAAACUCUUGGAUGUGCGCUGUUCUUGUCGUGAACGGAAUUUUUCUCUCUAGCAUUCUGAUGGAAACCGUCUAUAUUUUCCUACGUGCGUGGAGAGAGGAUACUUUCAUGAAAAAUUCAAGCUUUCUAGAAGCUCACUUGAACAUUCCACAUCUGCUAAGCAAGCCUGAACAAUUCCAAGAAACACUGCUUCAGGAAUUCAUCGCGAAUACAAAGAAAGUUAUUAAAGAAGAGACAAAUAAACCUCCCCAACUCCGGUCGCCUUUUUCAAGUACUCCUGGCGAAGGACGCUCAGCUAAACAUUUGACUCUGGAUCAGAUUUACACAAAACUUGUCGUUGUUCCAGACAGAGCCGAAUAUGACUUUUCUGGAGUCAGAAGGGAGAAACUGGAAGUCUACACCAGAUCGGAUGAGAAAAACAUAACACCUAGAGGGCCGGAAGACAUUAUUAACCACGAAAACAAAAACGUUUUGAUUGUUGGUCGUCCUGGGAUAGGAAAGACACUUUGCUGUACCAAACUUCUCAGAGACUGGGCAUUUAACAGAGUAUUCCAUAAAUCAUCUGAUGCUAAAAUCCAUUUUGAUGCUACUUUUUUUAUCAAAUUCAGGGCAUUCAACGCGGCAACCGAUCUCAGCCUCCGGGAACUGCUCACAUUGUCAGAACAUUCCUCCUCAAAUCACAUGGAUGAUGAAGUCUGGAAUUACAUCCUUGACAACCCCCAAAGAGUUCUCUUUGUUUUCGAUGGAAUCGAUGAAUUUAAACAUUAUUCAAAGAUCGGCGAGGAAAAUUUCGAGCCUCAAUUCAGAAACCGCGCAGACGAAAAGAUGCCCCUGUAUGCACUAUACGAGAAGCUUGCGACUGGAAAACUUCUCAUCGGAGCUGCCGUUUUGACAACCACAAGACCUACGGCUUUGUCAUGCAUCGAGCGUGUUGAUUUCGACAAAGUCUUCGAGAUCCUCGGCUUCUCAUCCGAACAAGUCGAAGAGUACGUAACCAAAUUUGUUGAGGAGGACAAGCAUGCAGGCGAAACAAUAUGGCGACACAUCGGCGGCAACAUAAACAUUCUCUCUCUAUGCUCCAUUCCUGCGAGUUGCUUCAUCAUUUGCUCAAGUCUCUUUCAAAUGGUGAGGUUCUAUGGUUCUAAAAGUCUUAGCCUACCAACGAAAUUAACAGAUAUUUACAAGAAAGCCGUGAAAAUCUUUUACUUAAGACACAACGAAGAAUUCCGCGGCAAGAAUUUCACUCGCGAAGAAUUUGAAUCAGACCAGUUGCCCCCUGAAGUGGAAAAGAAAUUCGAGAAACUGGAAAAAAUGGCAUUUGAAGGAAUUAAAGAAGGAAAGCUGGUCUUUGGAGGAAACGAAGUACGCGGAAUGGAAGAAAGCGCUCUCUUUCACCGCUUACUCGACCGUGAAACUGCCCCUCUAAAACGUGAACGACAAUUCUGUUUCAUUCAUUUAACAAUGCAAGAGUUUUUCGCUGCGAGGCACCUGGCAAACAUGAAUGAAACAGAACUGAGGAACUUUGUUUCAAUGAACAUCGAGGACGGCAAAUGGCAGCUGGUUUUUCAGUUUCUAGCAGGACUAAUGAACGAGAAAGAAAAACUACCGAGCGAAAUCAUCACAGACCUUCUUCCUGUGGAAACUGAAGAGAAAGAAAGCAAGUUCUACUACGAAGAGUGGACAUGGGAUAUGGAGCCAAGGAAAGUAACUUGUUGGCCGACUAGAGACAAAAAACAUUUAGCAGUGACAUUAUUUAAAUGCAUUAACGAAAGUAGUGAGAUGGAGGAAUUAGUUCAGAGAAAACUUCAACAAAUUAACUUUAAUUUUGUAGAUCUUUAUUCAUGUCAACUCACACCUGACGAUUGUGCUUCAGUAGUUACUGUAAUUAAGAAUGUUCAACAAAUUUCACAUUUAGAUUUGGGGGGCAAUAACAUUGGUCCGUUAGGUUGUUUUGAGAUUUGCAAGUUGUUAAAAUGUAGUAAUUCUCAACUGAGCUGGUUACGCCUCGGAGGAAAUCAAUUGACAGAUGAAGCAGCAAAGUAUUUAGCUGAAGCCAUCAACAACAACAACUGUCAGCUACGCUGGUUACACCUCUGGAAAAAUUGCAUCUCAGACGUUGGAGCACAGCACUUGGCUAAAGCCAUCAACAACAACAACUGUCAGCUACGCACGUUAAACCUCUCAUACAACAACAUCUCAGACAUUGGAGCGCAGCACUUGGCUGAAGCCAUCAACAACAACAACAACUGUCAGCUACGCAGGUUUUACCUCACAGCAAAUAACAUCUCAGACAUCGGAGCACAGCACUUGGCUGAAGCCAUCAACAACAACAACUGUCACCUAC